Salarias fasciatus (jewelled blenny) is the source of this 1597-nucleotide messenger RNA. It is a transcript of the gene rpusd4, whose product is annotated as RNA pseudouridine synthase D4. Bases 75 to 1319 code for a protein of 414 amino acids. The transcript has 6 exons. Lineage: Eukaryota; Metazoa; Chordata; Actinopteri; Blenniiformes; Blenniidae. Gene Ontology annotation, biological process: pseudouridine synthesis. The record is from RefSeq and is a predicted model, not a curated record. Gene Ontology annotation, molecular function: pseudouridine synthase activity; RNA binding.
UGUGAGGUCAAAGCUCCUCUCCUCUGCCGUGUGUCCCCCGGUGUGUCCCUGUUCCGUAGCGGCAGACUAUCACCAUGAGCGGCUGCCGGAGGCUGGCGGCUGCGUGCGGCCGGAGCUCCGGGCUCAGCGCGCUCUUCUCUCCGGUCAGACCCCCGACGCCCCUCCGCCGGAGUCACGCCACCGCCGCUGAACGCGCCCCGGGCUCGGACGCCGGGGACAAGCCCCCGCUGAGGGCCAUAGACCUGGCCCGGAAGGUCCAGCGGGAGAAGGAGAAGGAGAAGGAGGAGAGGGCGAAGCCGCGGGCCGCCGAGGCUCCGCUGUCCCCGCAGCAGAGGACGGUGGCGGAGCUGAAGCGGCUCAGCUCGCAGCUGCAGAACGUCCAUCCCAACGUGCUGGCCAAACAUCUGCACAGGGGCCUGCUGUACCGGGACGACGACCUGCUGGUCCUCAACAAACCCUACGGGGUUCCUGUCAGAGACUCCAGGCUCACGUCCAUCUCCUCCGUGCUCCCCGUCCUGUCAAAGAUGGUUGAUGGGAUGAAGGUAAAGUCAGAAUCUCAGCUGUUUCCCUGUCUGGCUCUGGAGAAAGACGCCACCGGAGUGCUCCUGCUGGCCAGGAGCGAAGGAACAGUGGAGCACAUACUCACCCUGAACAAGAACAACCAAGUGAAGACGAAAUACUGGGUGGUCACUGUUGGAAUUCCUGUGCCAUCUGAAGGAGUGAUCGACAUUCCCAUCAUAGAGCGAGAGGUCGUUGGUCCAAAGCCACACUAUAAGAUGGCUCUCAGUCCUGUCUUCCGUAUGAAUGACGCAGGUGACGGGGUCGUCAAAGUCCGCAGCCAUCAGCAAGCCCAGCGCGCCGCGACCAAGUACACCGUCCUGGACAGCAGCAGUGGCUGCAGCCUAGUGGAGCUUCAGCCGUUCACUGGAGUGAAGCACCAGCUGAGGGUUCACAUGGCGCUGGCUCUUGGAUGCCCCAUUCUUGGAGACCAUAAAUACUCACACUGGGACAAACUGGCACCUCAGAAACUGCCAAAAGGUGUGCUGGGGAAGCUCGGACUGGAGCAGGCGAAGGCGCGACACAUCCCUCUUCAUCUGCACGCACGGCAGCUGUCACUGCCAGGAGGCAGCCAGACCGACGUCGACGUGUCCUGCCCCCUGCCCAAAUACUUCACACAAACUCUGAGUCGACUGUAUCUAACCCCCCCUGAGAAAAAAAUGAUAAACAUCCCAUUUGAAGUUAAAUUAUUUUGGAACCCAUCUGAGGAGCGGACAUCGAGUGUGAGGCAUUGGUUCACUGCUGCAAGAAAGAAGCAAUAACCAUUUAAAUUAAAUGGAAAUGUAAUUAUCAAACAUUCUCAUAUGCAAAAAGAGAAGGCUCCCCGUAUCAAAAGGACAGAGAUGGAGCCAGGCGUUUGAUAGUACAGCACUGUACAAAGUUCUUUUUUUAAUAAACAAAUGAAGCUGCAGAGCUAAAGUUGCCAGAAUAAAUCUGUUUGUAAAAUCUUUCUUUAACAGGCUUCCAGCUGAUCAUUACAUAAACGCUGCUCGAGUCAUUUCUCAAAUUAAACUGCUGAACACGAUCCUUGGUGCGAGCA